AUGACGGCCGGUUACAAGAAUCUGCUUUUUCACCAGGUUGUGCUUUCUGUCAUUAUUUUGUGCCAUGGCAACGAAUUUUUCAAUGACAAUGGAAACGUCAUACUUCCGGGCUCCUACAACAUUGCUUGGAUGGCUAACGUUCAGGAUUUCCGCACCCUCUCUCUCAUCACCAUUCCUGGCACCCAUCACAGCAUGGCCCGGUACGGAGGCCCGGUGGAGAAAUGCCAGGCCUUGUCCCUGAGGGAUCAGCUGAGGGCUGGCAUUCGUUUCCUUGACCUCAAAGUGUUUGCACUCGGUGACACCCUCUACGUCAUGCACGGGGUGAUGUACCAGCGCAGCACUUUGAAGGAGGUCCUAGACACUGUCAGAGCCUUCCUGUCUGAGUUUAAGAGUGAGGCUGUGCUCAUUAGAGUGAAACCUGAGUUUUUUGAGAAGGCAAUGGUCAAUGAAAUGGUCCAGAGUCUGAUUGCCAAUGACCAACAAGUCUGGGUGAGCUCUGGAAUGCCAAAUAUGGGUCAGGUUAGAGGGAAAAUUGUCUUUUUGCAGAGAAGCACCUUCACACUUGGAAUUCCCCUCCUACAAACAAAUGGCAAAAGUAUCAAAAAGGUUACCAACGUUAAAGAUAAAGACAACACAAUAAUCGAUCAAUUGAACGCAGCCGUUGAAGCUAGUGGAGGUGAUAAUGAAGUCUUGACUUACACUAGCGGUACCGGCUUUGGUACUUUCUGGGGUAUGUUUCUGACUCCAAAAAGAGUGGCUGAAAAGGUGAAUCCAUGGCUCAAUCAAUACCUGAGGCAAUUUUACCCCAAUCAUCCCAGACCAUGGCUUGGUGUCAUUGCCAUGGACUUCCCUGGCUUUGACCUCAUUCAAACUAUUAUCGGUUUAAACGAGUAUUGA
Scomber japonicus (chub mackerel) is the source of this 897-nucleotide messenger RNA. RefSeq lists its product as uncharacterized. Gene Ontology annotation, molecular function: phosphoric diester hydrolase activity. Gene Ontology annotation, biological process: lipid metabolic process. NCBI's taxonomy places the organism in Eukaryota, Metazoa, Chordata, Actinopteri, Scombriformes, Scombridae. Bases 1 to 897 code for a protein of 298 amino acids. The record is from RefSeq and is a predicted model, not a curated record. The transcript has 2 exons.